Messenger RNA from Xenopus laevis (African clawed frog), 3149 nucleotides. It is a transcript of the gene tmem64.L, whose product is annotated as transmembrane protein 64 L homeolog. Gene Ontology annotation, biological process: regulation of cytosolic calcium ion concentration; positive regulation of osteoclast differentiation; positive regulation of bone resorption. Gene Ontology annotation, cellular component: endoplasmic reticulum. The record is from RefSeq and is a predicted model, not a curated record. Lineage: Eukaryota; Metazoa; Chordata; Amphibia; Anura; Pipidae. Bases 322 to 1269 code for a protein of 315 amino acids. The transcript has 3 exons.
UCCUGUAAAAGCCGACAGAGGUUUGUCUCGUGACAGCUGUUUGGGCUCUUCCCUCAGAAGAUGUGGUUGGAGGAGGGGUUGUGGGUGUGACGUAGCCAGCAUUGUUACCUCCCAUAACCGAGAUCGCCGCUAGGAUGAGAAGGUUCUCUGUGUAAUCGCCGGUCCGGUCGCCGAGUUCUCACUUCACCAUGUACCGGAGUGGGAAGCGGGGCACAGCAUCAGCCCAGCGGCUCCCUGUAUCGUGUGACUGACCGGGACUGUACAACAUCCCUCCGCCAGGAAGCAACAGGCUUCCUAUUUACCCCCACUCAUUCCGCGGACAUGCCCGGCUCCGCUUUACAGAUCCUCGUCUCUCAUGGGCGCCAAGCGCUGGGCCGCUGGAUCCACGGCCGGGACCUUCCCGAUAACCCGAUGUCCUCGGAGCCUUCAGGGGAGUCCGGCCAUGCCCAUUCCCCGCUGCUGCUGCUCCAGGCGGACGGUGGUGCCACCGGGGUGUGUUGGUGCCGGAGCGCUGUGCUGCUUUGCGCCCUGAGCGCUGUGUGUUGCGCCUCCCUAGCGAUGGGCCGACAUUACCUGAAGGAUGUGCUGCUGUGGCUGGAGAGCCUGGACAGUCUGGUGGGGAUGUUGCUCUUCAUCGUGGGCUUCAUCCUGGUGUCGCUGCCCUGUGUGUGGGGCUACAUCGUGCUCAAUGUGGCUGCCGGCUACCUGUACGGCCUGGUGCUGGGGAUCGGACUGGUGGUGGUCGGGGUGCUCAUUGGUACCUUCAUAGCCCACGUGCUCUGCAAGAAACUGCUCACCCACUGGGUGCUGGCCAAGAUACAGACCAGCCACAAGCUGGGAGCCGUCAUACGGGUGGUGGAGGGGGGCAGUGGGCUCAAAGUCGUGGCCCUGGCCAGGCUCACCCCCAUCCCCUUCGGACUACAGAAUGCUGUCUUUUCGAUUACAGAUCUGUCUCUUCCCAACUAUCUCGCAGCUUCUUCAAUUGGGCUUUUUCCUACUCAGCUAUUAAAUUCCUACCUAGGAACCACAUUACGCACGAUAGAGGAUGUCAUUGCAGAGCAAAGUGUGAGCGGAUAUUUCAUCUUCAGCUUGCAGAUCAUUAUAAGCAUAGCACUUAUGUUUUAUGUUGUCCACCGAGCUCAAGUGGAACUGAACGCCGCCAUCAUAGCUUGUGAAAUGGAACUCAAGACUUCUCUUAAAGGCAGUCAGCUCAAUGGUGGCCCUUACUGCAGCAAAAGAACUUUGCUUUCUGGCAUAAAUAUAGUAUGAUUCUCGCAAACACUUUUUUUUUUUUUUGGAUGAUCUAAACCUUUGUCCAUUGCCAAGUUAAUGGGAUUAAUGCAAAGCUUAUAUACUUCCUCUUCUUCGGAGGGCUCCCCUGGGAAUUCCUCAUAAACUCUGUAAAAUCAAAUCCCAUCGACUGUUCCUGAUUGGAAUAAGUACAUCCAUGCAAAUGCAUUCUGUGCCAUGGCAUAACCAGUGCACUUUUUCCUCUACAGACCAGGUCUUUGUCUUGGCAUAUUUAUUUAUUACUGAAACAUAGAUAGAAAUUGAAAACCUAUGAAAGCAAUUAUGUUUGCGAUUUUACAUUCUGUUAACGAGUGCUGCUAGAAAUACCUAGACAGUGUUUUUUUGGGGUUUUUUCUAAGAACCACCGGACUAUUUUCUUGUAAAGGAGACCGUGGAAGCUUACACCCUACCAAGUGAGACCAAGUGCUCUUAAACUAGUUAUUUUUUUGUUGUUGUUGGGUUGAGCUCUCUAGAAUUUCAAGAUCUGGGCGAGCAGAUCUUUAAAGCCAUCUUUCUUUAUUAUGUUUAAGUGAGUUUUAGGGAGACCAGUUGGAAUGGAUCAUUUCCACUAUACGAGGGAAGGUACAUUUCAAUAGUCAUAAUUAAUAGUCAGUGGAAUCUACAGCAAAGAGAACCAUUUGCUCCAUUGUGGGAUUAAUGUUACCCAUGCCCUUUCUAGCAUAUUAUUUUGAAAAUCCAAAGGGGUAAUAAGUAUUCAGAGAAAGUGGUUUGGCAGAGUACACAUGUUUUGUUGCAGAGCAGGCAGCAAGGAAGAGAUCAGGAAAUGGUUUUCUAAAAUGUAUGUCACUUAAAACCACCAUCUCAACAAUAUAUGUGUUUUGAAUAUUGAGAAGUACUCCCAAAUAACGGAGAAGAUGAAAUAAGUUUGUGUGGCAGAAGUAAAGAAGUGUCUUCACCUGUAUGUGGGAUCACAAGAAGGAUUCCUGCAUGGUAGGUAUUUCAGUCUCUGCAACCUUCUCAGGGAAAAUCCGUGCAAUCAAAAUGCCUGGAAUGGAAAGCUGGCACUUCUUGCUAUUAGGCCUAAUUAGUCUUAAAUGAGAGAGUCCCAUCCGCUAGUGUCACUCUGGGGCAGAUUUAUGAAGGGCCGAAUAGUAAAUUUUCGAGUGUCAAAAUUCAUACAUUCAAAUUGUAAUCCCCCUAUUCGAAUGUAAAUACGAAUGUGAGAUUUAUCAUAGCUCGUCCUAAUUCGAAUAUUCGCCACUUUAAACCUGCUGAGUCCAUGUACAUUUGGAGAUGUUAAUAGCCUUCCUGACAUUCAAGGUUUUUUCAGAGAAAAACUGGAUUCAUACAAAGCGAAUACAAUUUGAAUGUAUGGGUUGGAACCAUUAGAUUGAAUAGUAGACAUACAUUUUUUUUCUUAAAUAACCUCCCAGUCAAAUUGUGAGUAUACUUGAAUUCACAUGAAUUCAAAAUGCGACCUUUGAUAAAUGGGCCUCUAAGUAUGUCACGGACCUCUGCUCACGGACGCCAUGUUUGGUAACUUCGGAUCCUCUUCUUACAUUCGGCUAGCUACAGAACUUUCCAGCGCAUGUGCGGUGGUCCUUUACCAAACGUAUCCGAAUUUGGCACUCGUGAGCUCUGAUGCGCUACUUUGCAUGCAGUGGUCUCUGCAUCAUUCAGCAAUGCUUUUUUAAAGUAAUGGGCUAUGCAGGGAGCAAGCAGGAAGGGGUUAGUUCUCCUUUAAUGUGAUGUUUGAUGUAUUUUCACUGGCAAAGAAAACAGCAAUACUUCUCUAAUACUUUGUGCAUGCAGGCAGUCAUAACCAUAGCAACCACCUGUCGCUAUGCACACAGGGCAGAUAACGACCACUAAAGGAAUAGUAACACCAGAAAAUGAAA